Messenger RNA from Guyanagaster necrorhizus, 338 nucleotides. RefSeq lists its product as uncharacterized. The transcript has a single exon. Lineage: Eukaryota; Fungi; Basidiomycota; Agaricomycetes; Agaricales; Physalacriaceae. The record is from RefSeq and is a predicted model, not a curated record. Bases 45 to 224 code for a protein of 59 amino acids.
GCACAAGAAUCUCACAUCUUUGACCUUCAGAUUCCAAUAAACCGAUGGGCAUCGUUCACUAUUUGAUACCCCAUUGCUUUUCGUUUACAUCAUUAGACCAAGAACAAAUAUUAAUACUGUCUCGACCCUCGUGGAACGGAAUUUUCAUUUCUAAACAAGGGGACACCAAGUAUACCUCUUAUUUCUUUACGAGCAGUUUUAACUUUCUCCAAGGCGACGGAUGAAAUCCCUAAGGUGCCCCUAUGCAGCUUUGUAAUCAUCUUUGAUCAAGCGGUGGAUGUUUCCAGCUUCUCGGCCAAUCGAGCAAGCUGUUGCAGCCCACAACACUGCAGUAGCCA